Messenger RNA from Lutra lutra (Eurasian river otter), 868 nucleotides. RefSeq names its product CMRF35-like molecule 6. The annotation marks the transcript as partial. Gene Ontology annotation, cellular component: plasma membrane. The transcript has 5 exons. The record is from RefSeq and is a predicted model, not a curated record. Gene Ontology annotation, molecular function: transmembrane signaling receptor activity. NCBI's taxonomy places the organism in Eukaryota, Metazoa, Chordata, Mammalia, Carnivora, Mustelidae.
UGCUACAGACAUGACCCAGGGGAUGGGAGGCUGUGGUUGCCUGCAGCGCUGCUCCUUCUGCAGGUCCCAGUGACCUUGGAGAACCUCACAGAAAGUGAUACAGGAACAUACCGGUGUGGAAUCGAUACAUCAUGGCUCCCAGAAUAUUUGCUCGACCUCAACUUCCAAGUUGUGUUGUCUGUGACCCCAGGUCUUCACUCGACCCUGCCAGACCCCAUGCAGAAGACCACGAUCUCGCAGGAGUCCCCCAGUUCCGGCCAACAUCCUGGGCCCUCACCUAAGAGUCAUCCUAUUGAAGACCAGGCUUCUAAGGGAGAGGAGAGGUCCCUGCUCAGCAACAUCUACUUCCGGCUCCUGGUCUUUCUGGAGGUGCCCCUGGUCCUGAGCAUGCUCAGUGCUGUCCUCUGAGGGGACAGGACUCAGAGGGGAUCUGGGGCGGGGAGGCGGCAUCAGCCCAAUAACUAAAAUCAGUAACACCAAUUGCCCAUCGAUGACCCGCCCAGGAACACAGCCCAUCUGAUGGAUGGGAAUGGCCUUCUGACCAACACCUCCAGCCACCAUCCUUAUUUCAUUCCGAAUACUCUGUAAACUCUUUUGUAACUUCCUUGCAAUCUUUCAUAGACACAAAGAAUGUUCCCAAUAAAUGCAUACUCCUUACAGCCCAAAUACUCGUCAACCCUUGGGUGCCCACCUCACAGCUUAAGUAAUAAACAUCAUUAAUAUUUCUGAAGUCCCAAACUGCCCUCUGAGGAAACCGAGUGUGAAUCUUACAUUCAUGUUCUCCUUGUUUUCUUCAUGGGUUUGCCAUAUAUAUGCAUAUAUAUUUUCAAUCUAUAUACUUACAUUUUUUAGCAGUCCCCAAGUUUAC